This is a messenger RNA of Xenopus tropicalis (tropical clawed frog), 3439 nucleotides long. RefSeq names its product TBC1 domain family member 2B (gene tbc1d2b). Bases 363 to 3197 code for a protein of 944 amino acids. The transcript is spliced from 13 exons. Gene Ontology annotation, cellular component: early endosome; cytoplasmic vesicle; cytosol. The record is from RefSeq and is a predicted model, not a curated record. NCBI's taxonomy places the organism in Eukaryota, Metazoa, Chordata, Amphibia, Anura, Pipidae.
UGAGACUUGUGGCGUCGGGGUUUUCUGUAAAACUGGGGUAGGAGGAGGAACUUGCUUUGUGGGCGGUGUAAGUAGCGAUCCGGGGCUGCGGGCAGUUUUAGGAGAAGUUGGACUGUUGGGGUAUGCAUUUGCUUGGAUUAGGGAGUAAACCUUCAACUCCACCCCCAGCCUACCAAUCCUUAUAUACUCUACUGGGACGAAAACGGUGGUGAAACACAGAAAGGCGUGUAGCGGAAAGAAGAUGCAGGCACCUGAGCUCCCGCCCUCCCUUCCUAAAUCUGCAGCUCACUGACAGCAGGGGGGCGGUAAGUUGCCAUGCAAAUAUACAGGCAGCAGGAUAGUGGCAAGGCCUGAGCAAAGAGAUGCCUGGGGUGGAGGAUCCGUGUGACAGUCAAGGCACACCCCCUGAAGAGCCCAGUACCAGUGUGGCCCCUGGAGAAGCUGCCAAGGAGCAGUCUCCUAGACUCUGUGGCUACCUAGCCAAACUGUCAGGCAAGGGUCCUCUGAGAAGCUUCAAGAAUCGCUGGUUUGUGCUAGACCCUCGCAAGUGCCAAUUUUAUUACUUCAAACACCACCAGGAUGCCCAGCCACUUGGGCAAAUUGAUAUUGGAGAUGCCUCUUUCAGUUACGACUUAGAAGCAGAAGAGGGGCAGUUUGAAAUCCACAGCGCUGGAAGGGUGUCCAUUCUCCGGGCUCCCAGCCGACAUGCCAUGACUUAUUGGCUUCAGGAGUUACAGCAGAAACGCUGGGAAUACUGCAACAGUUUUGGAGCAUUAAAGAGAGAAAGCGUAAUAAACCCUGCAUCUACGAAGGUUCCCAUUGGGCUUGUGGCCAGAGAAAGUCCAGAUUAUAUGGGUAUCCCUAACAUAAAUGAUGCAGAACGGGCUCGCAACCAGUUUGCAGUUGAGACAUGCCCAAGCGUUUUGGGUGAUCAAACCUCUGCUGAGCAAGCUUCUAAUAACCCAGCAGCAGUGCAAGUUUUGUUAAGGCAAUGGAGUAAUGAUAUAAGAAGCUCUAUGCAACACCUUCGCCCAGGCAAAAGCAGUGACUGCAGGAAGAGUACAUUCUACACAAAUGAGGAGUGGGAACUGCUGAACCCAACUCCCAAGGAGCUAGAAGAAUCCCUUCUACAUGUGGAAAAAAGGAAACCUCCCACAGAAGGCAUUAAAGGAAGCACAGCAGGAAUGAGUUUCCCAUUUGAUUUUGGACGCAUUCCCCAGAGGGCAAGGAGGCCAUUGCGAGAGAUAAUGGGUGUCAACAAGAACCGUACAGAGUGCUUAGCAGAUUCCCUGCCUGUGUCUGACUCCAGGAUGGAAAGUGAUGUUCUACUGAAGCUUCAGAGCCAAGAGGAAGAGUUAGAGAGAUUGAAGAAGGAUUUAUUAAGUCAGAAGGAACUUGUCAGGCUGUUACAGCAGUCCUUAAGGUCAUCCCAAUAUGAUAAAUAUUUUGCCAGCCCGUUCUGUGAUGGACUGUCUAAAGAACACCUGCAUUUACUACAGCAGAAAGACACUCAGAUCCAGGAGCUGAAUCAUUUGCUGGAGAGGCAGACCUUGGAAAAAGACCACCUGCACCAGGAGGUGGAAGAACUCAAGUGCAGUGUUAAAGAAUUAAAGGACCAACUUAAUAUGAUGAUGGAGACAAUUCAGGCUAAAGAUGAGGUUAUCAUGAGAUUAUCAAGGCAACUAAGUAAAUAUGAGCAACACACCCCUUCAUCCACUGUAGCCGCAGAGAUUCCUGUAGCACCUCAGCUGGAAGAACUAAACCGCCUCCAAGACAGUCUGCAAGGUUACAAAGCACAAAAUACUUUUCUCAACAAGGAAAUUCUGGAACUUUCUGCUUUGCGAAGAAACGCUGAAAGACGUGAAAGGGAAAUGGAAGCAAGGUAUUCCAACCUAGAGGCUAAAAUGUGCCAGAUUGAGAGCAAGUAUCUUGUCCUCCUUCAAGAAAUGAAGACACCAGUGUGUUCAGAUGACCAAGGAACAGCUCGAGAAUUUGUGAAUCAGUUACUAGAGGAUGCACUCAAGGUGGAGAAUGCUGAGCAACCUGAGCAUACAUUUGUGAAACCUCACACAGUUAGUAAAUAUGACAUCCAUGGGUUCCUGAUUGUUCCAGAGGAUGAUGAAGAGGAGGAGAAACUAGUUGCCAAAGUAAGAGCUCUGGACCUGAAGACAUUAUCACUCACUGAAAAUCAGGAGAUUUCUAAUGUGGUCAAGUGGGACAAUUAUUUUGCUAGCACAGUGAACCGUGAGAUGGCAUGCUCGCCAGAACUGAAAGCCCUUGUCCGUAAUGGAAUUCCACAUGAACAUCGCUCAAGAAUGUGGAAGUGGUUUACUAACCUGCACAUAAAGAAACUGAAGGAUGAGGCAGCUCCUGGAUAUUUCCAGAGUCUCCUCCAGAAUGCACUAGAGAAGCAGAACCCAGCAUCCAAACAAAUUGAACUUGAUCUCAUGAGGACGCUACCCAACAAUAAGCACUACACCUCACCAACUUCAGAAGGCAUCCAGAAGCUUCGUAAUGUUCUGCUGGCCUAUUCCUGGAGAAAUCCAGAUAUUGGCUAUUGCCAGGGAAUCAAUCGGCUGGCAGCUAUCGCUCUUCUGUACCUUGACCAGGAAGAUGCCUUUUGGUGUCUGGUUACAAUUGUAGAGGCGUUCAUGCCACGGGAUUAUUAUACUAAAACCCUUCUAGGCUCACAGGUUGAUCAGCGUGUGUUCAAGGACUUGAUGAAUGAGAAGUUGCCUCGUCUCUGUGCUCACUUUGAGCAGUAUAAAGUGGAUUACACUUUGAUUACAUUUAAUUGGUUCCUUGUGGUGUUUGUGGACAGUGUGGUCAGUGACAUCUUGUUCAGGAUAUGGGACUCCUUACUGUAUGAGGGUUCAAAGGUGAUUUUCCGCUUUGCUUUGGGAUUAUUUAAGUACAAAGAAGAGGAGAUACUAAAGCUACAAGAUUCAAUGUCCAUUUUUAAGUACUUGCGCUAUUUUAGCCGGACAAUCCUUGAUGCACGAAAGCUCUGUAAUAUUGCAUUUGUCGACAUGAAUCCAUUCCCUCUGCGCCAGAUCCGCAACAGACGCACUUACCAUUUGGAAAAAGUUCGCCUAGAGCUGUCAGAGCUGGAAGCAAUUCGUGCAGACUUUAUACGCGAGCGGGAGACCAACCCUGAGAGGCGCGACCUUAUAAGCGACGAUGAAGAGGACAGUUAAGCAAUUAGUGCAUGAAUGAGAUUUCUCUCCCUAUCUGUGUAUUCCUGACAAGGAUUUGGUAAUAACUGAGCAUAUUUCCAAGAGACAUGCUACUGCUCCCAGAGGGCUUCUUGACAAGUAAAUCUGAUGCUUCACACAAGUGUUAAAAACACAUUUAAAAAAAAAAACUGGAAAAUGCUACGUGAUUUUUUUUCUCUUCAAAAUCAGUAUUCAACAUGUCAUUAGAAAGCAGCCUAAAUUGA